CUGCCUAUGCCAAAAGAGCACGGUUAUGUUUGAACCAUGCCAAAACAGGUGUCAGACGUCACCGCAUGGGUUUAGGGUUUUGAGGCGUAUGUGUGAGCGUGUAGGGUCUAACGAGUAGUCACUGUGGAGCUUUCCGCCGGCGAAGAAGAUGGCAGAGAAAGAAGAAUUGGUUUAUGAAGAAGAAGAAGAAGAAGACGACGACGACGAAGGUCAGGACUGGGGGGAUUGGAAUGCCGAUGACGAGGAAGAGGAAGGGGGAGAUGAUUCGAUGUCUGAUUUAAUGCUCUGUUUGUUCUGCGAGUCCAAGUACAGUUCCUCCGGCGAGCUCUUUGAGCACUGCCGAUCUGUUCAUCACUUCGAAUUUCAUGCUAUCAGGAGAACUCUAGGCUUGGAUUUCUAUGCUUCCUUCAAGCUCAUCAACUACGUCAGGUCUCAGGUAGCAGAAAACAGAUGCUGGAGCUGUGAGUUUACCUGUUUGUCAAGGCAAGAUCUACAGAAUCAUUUACAUGAAGCGUCCAGUUCUGAAGUUGGUACCCUUCCUUGGAGUGAUGACAAAUAUCUAAGGCCUUUUAUACAAGAUGAUCCACUUUUAUACAGUUUUAGUGAUAAUUAUGAACCAGAAGAUGAGGAUACUGCUACAGUUGAUAAAAUUACUGAUCUGGUUACUUCUGAAAGUAUUCACAUUGCUGAUGCUAAUAGAAGCGAGGAGAUUGCCUCCACUUCUAGCAGUUGUUUGAGCAUGAUAAAUCCUUUGGAGGAGGCAAACAACAAUGGUGCCAUUGUAAAAGAAAAUGGUUGUUUGUGUGAUAGAAAGUUAAAAGAUGAGCAUUUGGGAGUUUCAUUUGCAAAAGUGGUUGCAAAUGAAAUUAAAAAAGUGAAUAAGAAUUAUUUUGGGUCAUACAGUUCAUUUGGGAUCCACAGGGAAAUGAUAAGCGAUAAGGUAAGAACGGAUGCUUAUAGACAGGCCCUCUUGAAUAACCCUUCUCUCCUUCAUGGUGCUGCUGUUCUGGAUGUCGGAUGUGGGACUGGCAUACUUAGUCUCUUUGCUGCCCAAGCAGGUGCUUCAAGUGUAAUUGCAGUUGAAGCCAGUGACAAGAUGGCUGCAGUUGCAACUGAGAUUGCAAAAGGUAAUGGCUUUUCAUGGGCUGGAAACCCAAAUAAUGGGACAAGUAGAUCCACUGGGGUAAUAAGGGUGGUCCAGGGAAUGGUUGAAGAGCUUGAUAAGUUGGAAUGUAUUCAACCUCAGAGUGUUGAUGUAUUAUUGAGUGAAUGGAUGGGCUAUUGCUUACUUUAUGAGUCAAUGCUGACUUCUGUGCUUCUUGCACGUGAUCGAUGGUUGAAGCCUGGAGGUGCUAUUCUGCCAGACACAGCUACCAUAUUCGUCGCUGGUUUUGGCCGGGGUGGUACCAGUAUUCCAUUUUGGGAAGAUGUUUAUGGUUUCAACAUGUCUUGUAUUGGCAAGGAACUUUUUGAAGAAGCUGCUCGAAUCCCAAUAGUUGAUGUUGUUGACAGUCAUGAUAUUGUAACCAAUUCUGUGGUUCUCCAGUCAUUUGAUUUGCUGAGGAUGACACACGAUGAAAUGGAUUUCACUUCAAGGAUUGAGUUGGAACCAUUGCCCGAUAAUAGCCCAACAAAUUCCUCUCCAGAUGCAACGAGUAAAACAACCUGGUGUUAUGGAGUUGUCCUGUGGUUUGAGACUGGCUUUACAAGUAGGUUUUGCAAAGAAAUGCCAAUUGUUCUGUCCACAUCCCCAUAUACUCCCAGAACACACUGGUCGCAAACAAUUCUGACCUUCCGGGAACCAAUUGCAAUGGCACUUGGAAAGCCUGAUGCUGACAGAUCCGCGGCUGUUGGUACUGCUGGCUGCCCUGCUUCAAAAAUCCUCUCCCGCAUCAGCAUUGCCCGUGCUUCUGAGCAUCGCAGCAUCGACAUCUCCUUGGAGAUUGCAGGACUCACCCUUGAUGGCCGAAAACACAGUUGGCCUGCCCAAAUUUUUAAUUUGUCAUAGCUAAGCUGCCAUUUUGCCGUAUAUUCUAUCACGGAAUAAGUGAAGUUGAUUGUGCAGCCAUGGUGUGACCGGUGGGCCUGUGUUGCCAAGAAGAGGUUUCAUUUUAUAUUAUUGGCAGGGAACUCAAAUGGAGCUGCCUUCAAUCAGAUUCAGAUAUGCAUACGUCACAAGUUGCUUGAAGGAACGCGGCAAUAGCAUUUGCACCUUGAGAUGGUUUUCAAGUGAUCUUGUUGCGAAGUUCAUGCUAGUUGAAUGGAAAAGUUUUUGUGUCGAUUCAGUCGAACCAUACAAAGAACGAUAUGUCAAGACUCUUUUGGUCACUGUUGGCAAGGUUUUGGAGAGAACAAUUCCGUGUUUGUAUGAACCUUAGCCGGACAAGGCUCAAAUGGUUUAUUAAAUAUUUCAGUAAAAAUUGUUUUACCUUUU
Diospyros lotus (date-plum) is the source of this 2434-nucleotide messenger RNA. RefSeq names its product probable protein arginine N-methyltransferase 3. Bases 149 to 2008 code for a protein of 619 amino acids. NCBI's taxonomy places the organism in Eukaryota, Viridiplantae, Streptophyta, Magnoliopsida, Ericales, Ebenaceae. The record is from RefSeq and is a predicted model, not a curated record. Gene Ontology annotation, molecular function: protein-arginine N-methyltransferase activity. The transcript has 7 exons. Gene Ontology annotation, biological process: peptidyl-arginine methylation.